Caretta caretta (loggerhead turtle) is the source of this 4248-nucleotide messenger RNA. It is a transcript of the gene ASB12, whose product is annotated as ankyrin repeat and SOCS box containing 12. The record is from RefSeq and is a predicted model, not a curated record. Lineage: Eukaryota; Metazoa; Chordata; Testudines; Cheloniidae. Gene Ontology annotation, biological process: positive regulation of protein catabolic process; protein ubiquitination. Gene Ontology annotation, molecular function: protein binding.
UAUUUCUAAUUUCUUCCUUUACUAUUGAACCAGGAUAUGCUUAAAGCCCAAGUUAUCCUCUUUCCUGGUGUGGAAUCAUGGCUUCUUGGUCAUCCAAUAAACUCUUCUUAAACAAUUCCCAAUUUUCAUUCACAUUUUUCUUUCUAUUUUUCCUCCCAAUCAAUUUUGUUCACAAUAUUCCUGAGCUUUGGGAAGUUAGUCCUUUCCAAUCAAUAGAAUCUGCUUUAUAUCCUAUUUGGAGUUAGUGAAAUUCCAAAUAGACUGAAAGUCUACACAUUUUUCAAUGCAUUUCAAAUUUCCUGUAGUAAUUAUCUUAGAGUUGCAUAACAGUUAACAAUUUUCAAAGUGUUGCACAAACUAAUUCUGACUCUGCCACUGGUGGAGGGUUUAAAAAAAACCCAAAACUUUCCUUAUUAGAGUGCCCCAUGAUUUAGUUCUUGUAUUGGAGAUCUUUCUCCUGGAUAAUUUGGUUUAUUUCUUGAUCUCUCAUAGCUCUGAUAAUGCUGCUUCAGACUGUCAGACAAUUACUCUCCCCACCCCCAAAAGGUUUAAAAUGAACUGGCUAAGAUAAAAUUACACUGCUGCCUGCUGACAGCAGUUGAUAACACAGUCCAAACACUGCUAAUCCUCCUCCUCCCAAGGUACUGGAUAUUUUUUUGCCUUGUUGCAUGCUACUUAAUUUUGUAAUUCCAAACAGGUGGUUGGGAAGGAGGGUGUAUACUGGUCCAUAUGUCUGAACACCAUCUUCAGUAAAGCAUAAUGAAAACCGCCUCUUAUGAACGAACACUCGUGCGCACACACACACAAACAGAGCAUUCUCCUUUUAGAAAUGAGGGCAGGCCAAUUGUCAGCUCAGUCUCUCCAAAGGUUAAUAAUAAAACAAACUGAAAGCUUGGAAAUUAGUGGCACGUUGCUCUGAAGGUGCAAAAGAUGUUGGGGGAGAGGGGAGAUUAGAGGCUGAGAGAACAUAGGUUUGAAUGGUAGGAGAGCGUGGAGCAAGAUUCAGAGAUCACAACAACUGCCAGUUUGGGUGUAACUAACACAGUAGUAAGUAUGCUGCAAGUCCAGGGCAGGAAUCUGACCAGUGUUCUAGUUGUUAAGAAAAAUAAUCAAGUCUGCAUAAAAUUGACAGACUUUGGAAGGGAUGUAAUGAAACAAAUGUAAUGCGUGUUUGAUCUGUGCUCAUGUUAUGGUUCUAACCCUCCAUAGCAUCUGCCUGAUUGUCUCCCCCUCCACCUCCCAUCCCCUAAAAGCAUCACCAUCCCACCCCUCUAUAUUUACCCUUCUCAGUGAGAACUUUCCAAGAAUGGAAGUAGUAAGAUACAACGCCUGUGGGGCUAAAAUUAGCCCGAGCGCCCUGGCCUUUAUCCCUGCUAGUGGCAUUUCAGCUGCGUGCCUGACGACCUGCGUUGCUCCUGUUCCACAGAGCUGGUGCCCCGCUCCUGGGUGAGGUUUCUCCUCCUGGGAAGAUCUUGUCUCUCCCUUUUUGUAAAAGGUAAAAGAGAAUUAGCACUGGGACAAGCUGCCUGCUUCACAGCACUAGGUGAGCAUCAACUACCUCACAGAGGUAAGACAGCAACAUAAUGAUGGCCAGGCAGCUUUGGCAACUUUAAAGUAACCUGGUAACCACAGCUUUAAAUGUAUCUCAUGCUUUACACAGUUCAUGAUGAGAGUUGUACUUAAGAGACAAACCAAAAAUGAAUCUAGUGGAUAUAACCAAAAUCUUCUCCAUGCUCCAGCCCAGAGAAAAUGAAGAUGAUAAUGGAGAAAGACAAGAGCUGAACCAAGCAGCGUCCCAGGAUGAUUAUCAAACUCUUGAUGAACUCUUGUGCCAAGACAGAUACAAAACAUUUAUUAACUGCAGAAGUGGUUGGGGGGUACCUGGGACCCCACUUCGCCUAGCAGCUUCAAAGGGCCAUCUGCGAAGUUUAGAAGUUCUCUUGGCCCAUGGAGCAGAAGUGGACAGCCUAGAUGUGAAGGCGCAAACUCCGCUAUUCACUGCUGUUAGUAAUGGCCACCUAGACUGUGUUAAAGUACUGUUGGAGGCAGGGGCCAGUCCUUCCGGCAGCAUCUACAAUAACUGUUCUCCACUGCUCACGGCCUCUAGAGAUGGAGAUGUCAGCAUUCUGCGAGAACUCUUAGACUAUGGGGCGGAAGUCAAUGUUAAAGCAAGAGUCCCAGAGUGGGCUGCCAACUCUGCAGCUUGUUCUGGCCCUUUAUAUCUCUCAGCGGUCUACGGACAUCUGGAGUGUUUUAAAAUGCUGCUGCUUUAUGGAGCAGAUCCCAAUUACAACUGCACUGAUACGAAAAUGAUCGCACGAAUCAAGCAGCCCAAGACGGUGCUUGAAAUCUGCCUGAGACAUGGUUGUGGGAGUGAAUUCAUAAAACUGCUCAUUGAUUUUGGAGCCAAUGUGUACUUACCAAACAUCGCAGGAGAUAAGAUUUCACCGAAUAGUGAGGCUUUGGCGCUGCUGAUCAGGGAAAGAGCUCAUCCAAAAUCCUUGAUGUCUCAGUCUAGGCUGGCUGUCAGAAAGCUUCUGAAACUGACCAACAGCGCACGUGCCAUAGAUCAACUGGGGAUCCCACCUGUGCUAGUGAACUACCUCAAACAUCAAUCUUAAGGGAAGAUCAGAGCAAGUUUUGAAGACAAAGUUCUACGUAAUGUGUUGACCACCUUGAUAAAAAGCCAUUGUGGAGUAGCAAUUAUGCAGUACAUGGUAGCCAGGAUUCAGUCAUCAUUACUUGCUGUGAGUGCGUUUGCUUACAUUACAUCUCCAAAAGGCAGCUUGGCCUUUAUUGAAACGAACCAAACCAAACUGGUAAAAGGUGAUAACAGUAGAUGAAGAUGGAAAAGAACUUGCCUCUAGCAGUGCAUUGAAUGGACCGGAGAAUGUUAGAAAAAGUCUGGUUUCAGUUUUUUAUAUCAUUUUGGUUUUAUACCCUCAUAACUUAAUCCUCUUACACCUUCUUAUUUGUUACAAUCAAAUCCAAAAAUGUCUGUAUGGCUAUGCCAGAACCUGAAAGGCAAGGCUGGUUUUCCCUCCUACUUUUAUGGAGGAGAGGACAGGAGGUACAAUAGGGUAAAGAGUGUUGGUCUUUGCUCCGUGUUGCGGCUUUAGUUGUAUGUAGUUAUCUGUCUUGUUUUUUAAAAAACACCUCUUUCCUGGAAAGUUAUAAAAGUGCACCUCAGCCUUUCUGCGCUGGGACUAAGAUCAGAAUUGUGUGUGGGUGAAUUUAGAGCUGGUGAAGUUUGUCAGACCUGGAGAUUGGAGCCCUCGGAGCACCGUGCAAAGAGUGCUGUGGCAAGGUGGAUGGAGAACAGCAGUGCAAACUAACAUACCCUACUCUUAGUGAUUCCCAUGGGGGUCAGAAGGUGGCCAUUCAAUUUUUGGCCUCUGCUGAGACUGAUAAACAGGGGGCUCAUCAGUACCUGAUAUGGACAACUAUCUCAAUAGCUAGGGCUGUGAUUGUGUUGUCUUCUGAAUCUUGUAUAGCACUGAGAGAAUGCUUAGUAAUAUAGACAGUAAUCAUUGUCCAUAGAACAGCCAUCAACUGGUAAUAAUUUCCAAUCCUGGGCUGGAUUUGAAAUGGUGACCUAGAGGCAAAAGGCUCUGUUUCAUAUACAGUCCCCUGAGCCCUCCUCCCCUCCCAUAUGUAAUUUUUUAAAGACUCAAACACAUUGUUCAAUCUUCUCCUUAAAGAUGGCUCAAGGCAGGAUUAAGGGGAGAAAAUUUUCAUCCAAUCUGUUGUGUGCAUAUGAAUCUACAGUUUUAAACAAAAUGUAUAUUAUUGUUGUGAUUAAACUAUUCUGGCCUGUUUGGUAAGAUACUAUUUCAUUGUUAGUGGAAGAGACAGGAAGCCCUCUUGGUGCUUUAUGUACAUCCAAAUUUGGCACAAUAUCAGUUGGGAACGUGACUCUGGCUGAUAACACAAAGGUCCAGGCUUAAACUUAGCGUGGCUCAAGUUGGCAAAGCAAGUGUUCAUGAACAUUCACCCCAACUCCAGAUAGCUCUUUGGUUCAAUCUCAUUCAGGCCCCUUUUAUUCACUAAAGGGUUUUGCUCACAUGCUGGCUGCUGUUCAUACAGCUACCCAGAUUUGCCUGUGAACAAUGGUACUGGGGCAUGAACAAAUGUAUUCAGUAUUCCUAUUCACUACCUUUGUGUUUGUUUGCCAUUAGUCUCUUGUUUAAAAAGCUUCAGUCAGCCAAUCAAAGAACAAAGUCAAUCACCUUAUGAUGAAUCUCACAC